Molecule: messenger RNA, 1875 nt
Organism: Westerdykella ornata
Lineage: Eukaryota; Fungi; Ascomycota; Dothideomycetes; Pleosporales; Sporormiaceae
Exons: 4
Coding region: 1-1875 (624 amino acids)
Source: RefSeq, a predicted model, not a curated record
AUGGGAGACUACUAUUGUGAUCCCGAUAAGCCACAGACUGCGUUCAAGUCUGACUCGGUGCCAGUGAUGGAGGACAACCAUCCUGCGUCCACUAGCAACAGCUACCUCACAGAAAGCAACACAUACGAUGAAGAUCAUUUCCCGCACAGCCUCAGAAACUUUGAGCCUACAGCAGUCAGCUCAUACAAUGACGAGAAUACAACGGCUGCUGCUAUCAACGCUCAGGAAAGCUUCGCGAACCACAACUGCACGGAGCAUCAGUUGCCUUCAACUAGGGCUACAGACCCAUCUGCUGUUACCAUGAGCGGGAUGGCAUUCACGGCUUACGACACUAACAGCAUAACGCUGCCUUCCCAGCAACAUACGCAAGCUUGGACGCACCAGCCACAGCAAUCGGUUGCUCAUGGCGGGCAAUAUCUUCCAACCCCUUGCAGGAAAAUGGCACAGAACGCCUCAGGCACCAUUGGCGCAGACUUCUCAUCGCGGCAUAUUGUCCAUCCAGCCUUUUCAAACUCCAUCCUUCACAGAUUCGCAGUAAACAGGAUCCCCGACGCAGUCGACAAUCCCCAAGCACCAUCUAGUAAUCAUGGUCCUCAGAAUAAUGCCAUUCAAGUUCAGGCUUCAGAAAAUUCCAACACCUCGACUACCUGUACUCAGACACCAGGAGCGCAAUCCCAGAGUGCUCCCACGACCUCGAGGGGGAAGCGAAGACGCGAGGCGGGCCGUGAUCCGGGGCUACAAGGACUGAGGAAGGACCAGAAUACCGAUCUAUACUUCAACAGCAUUGCUGACGUCCUUGGCAAUGACAACUGGCAACGAUUUACCUGUCCUCGUCCCGAUGCAUCUAUACCGACAAAUCUUUCCGACCAGCAAGCGAAUGUGAAAGAGCUAGUUCGCGCAAUCAAGAAUGCGACGUCCGUGGUAGAGGCCCCAAGGAGUUUAGCUCGAUGGAAAUCCGAUGCUGCCUACUACGAAGACGCGCAUAUUGAGAAGAUGGCUUGGAGAUUGCUCGCCAAUACUGUGACGCUCCAUCAGUCCGGCUGGACCGAACCGAUUUAUGAUAAGCUCCUGAUGGGAACCAUCAAAGAGACGGCAGACUGGACUUUCAAAACUCGCAUGGAUGCCAUCAAAGAAGUUUUGACUUACUCCAAAGGCACUUGUGAGACCAUCCUCAAGGGCGAAAAGAUAUGGACUUUGAUAGGAGCGCCACACAGGCUGCGGUCGAGUACGCGUACCAACGGCCUUCAGAAUUUGAAAAGGAAGGAGUUGAUCGAUGAAGGAAGGGCGGCCAAAAGACUAAAGCAGGACUACGGGGACAUGGCUUCGCAAAGCGGUAAUGAUACCGCCACAGGCUCAGUUGACCAUCCAUCGGGAGGAACAAUACCGACGCCGCUUGGAGCCGCAUCUCAUGAUACAAGUGCAGCUCAAAAUAAGGGUAAGUCUGAUUCAAAAAUCAACGGACAAUCGCCUUCGGCGGCGCAGGGCUUGUCGCGGGACGCAAACAGCCCUGCAGCCUUGGUUUUUGAAUCUACUGGGUCAGUGGAUCCCAUGCAGCCAACAGUCACGGCUACCGUACCAACGUUGCAAAGAGCUGGAGAGCAGUCGUCCAAGAUAUGCAAAAGGUCUCUCAAACAAGCUACCAAGUCGAAGAAAGGCAGCACCUCUCGCGCCCAGGAGCGGUCGACUGAGAUAACUGAAGCACGGGCACCCUCACCUGACGACAGGGCGUCAUUGCGGGAUAUGGAUGUAACUGCCACUCACUCCGGUCCCUCCAAGGACCUGUCAAGUGAAGUCAGUUCUGAAGAGGAUGCAAAUGUUCCAGACGUUGCAAGGGAGUUCGAAGAAUUGGAUACGGUCGGGGUGGAGGAGACUUGA